GAAAACAUCAACAAGGAAGUACCUGCGUCUUUUCAAAACUGAUAAGUUAUUAAAGCACUCUGCAGCUUUUAGGCUCCCUUCGAAACUUAUUUUAGAAGUAGGGUCAAGCGGGAGGGGAAAAGACGACUCACUGCGACUUCUCAUUAAUGUUUAUUGUGUUGUGGAUGUACAUGCGUCUGCAGUGAGUGUACCUACACGGUGUGAGGCACUUCCAUGCUGGAAAACUACAACACGUGGGUUCCGUGCGUGUUUACUGAUUACACAGCCAUUGGCUUUAACGAGGAAUUCAGAGCAUGGACUACCUGCCGGAUGACAACUCCAGGUACAAAGACGUCGACUACUGGGAUGAUAGAUACAAGACGGAGCAGAGUUAUGAUUGGUUGGGCAGAUUCUCCAAAUUCCAGCACCUUCUGGAAAAGCACGUCAACAAAGAAGACUCUAUUCUGAUACUUGGUUGUGGAAACAGCAGUAUGAGCGGUGACAUGUACAGCGCCGGCUACCACUCCAUCACCAACAUAGACUACUCCUCCGUGUGCAUCAGUACAAUGAGUGCCAGGUACAGCGAUUGCCCGCCUAUGACCUGGCAUGAGAUGGACGUGCGGCAGCUCUCCUUCCCCAAUGCGUCCUUCGAUGUCGUCCUAGAGAAGGCCACGCUGGACGCCAUCAUGGUGGAAGAGAAGACACCUUGGGAAGUGUCCCCUCACACUGCCGGUUUCAUUCACCAAGCACUCUCAGAGAUCAGUCGCUGCCUGAAGCCUGGAGGACGGUUUGUCUCCGUAACCUUCGCCCAACCCUUCUUCAGGAAACGCCUCUACGCUCGCACGGAGUACAACUGGUCCAUUAGGAAGUACAGCUAUGGAGAAGGCUUUCAGUAUUUUGUGUAUGUGAUGACCAAAGGAGAGGAGCUUAGCCCAGAAGAUGCAGCUGUGGAGAAAAAGCUACUGGAGGACACCAAAUCCACCCCUACCAGAGUUGCCACAACACAAGAUGAAGAUGAGGAAGACUUCCUGUCUAAUAUCGAUUUCAAUUAAUAUUUAACUAGAUUAUCUAAAAGAAAAAAACACACCCUGAGAUUUAAAAGUAAGCUCUAUGCUGCAAUAAGGACUUCAGAAACUUCUCCACCCUCGCGAAUACAACAGAAAAGUCUUCUGUUACUCAAAUUGUCUACAUCACCGUUUUAAUGGGAUUUGGUAAGAAUUGGCUACUAUAUACUAUAUAGUAGUAGUUAUGUUCUGGGCAUAGACGCUCAUUUGGGCUACGUUUACAUUGCCGCGUUAUGGUUUCAAUAUGAAUA
Messenger RNA from Etheostoma cragini (Arkansas darter), 1294 nucleotides. RefSeq names its product endothelin converting enzyme 2a (gene ece2a). The transcript is spliced from 4 exons. Bases 294 to 1031 code for a protein of 245 amino acids. Lineage: Eukaryota; Metazoa; Chordata; Actinopteri; Perciformes; Percidae. The record is from RefSeq and is a predicted model, not a curated record. Gene Ontology annotation, molecular function: S-adenosylmethionine-dependent methyltransferase activity.